CUUUAAGACUACGUCAUUUCCGGUUUCGUUUGUCUACUUCCGCUAUAAUAAUAAUGCUGCACUUUACCCUUAGGAAUAGCGAGGCUUUCCGGUAGUCUGACUUUUUUAUUCCGAAAAGCUGAUUACAUUUAUGAAAAAGGAUUUAUUUGGCUGAGUUUUUUCUGCUGGAAAAAAAAACAACAACAAUGUUUUUCACUUAAACAUCAAACAUUUAAAUCCCAAAUGAGAGAAAUUUCUGUCUAAUUUCCAGAUGUUAAAUGGCUGAUUGUUCCUCAGAGAGCUCAGCACUGAGGAUGUGCGGCUGCCGAAGGAGCAUGUAGUUCCUGCCUUCAUUGGGGAGGAGAAAGAGAGAGAAGCUGGGAGAGAAGAACAUGGAAGACUUCACAACACGGACUUAUGGCACCAGUGGCCUGGACAACAGACCUCUGUUUGGGGAAACUUCAGCAAGGGAUCGGAUCAUCAAUAUAGUAAUGGGUGGACUUGCGUCUCUACUAGUAAUAGUGACCAUUAUCAGCGCCUUCGUCUUCCCCAUGCAGCCUCCAAAGCCAUUGAACAUCUUCUUUGCUGUGUGUAUCCUGCUGAUGUGCAUCUCAGUGCUCAUUCUGAUCUUCUGGUACAGACAGGGAGACUUGGAGCCUAAAUUUCGCAACCUGAUCUACUACAUGCUGUUUUCAAUCGUCCUGCUAUGCAUAUGUGCCAACUUGUACUUCCACGACGUGGGAGGUGACAAAAAGGCCAACGCCUUAUCAUAGGGACACGAGGAAACCCUGCAACGGUGGAAGGAGACGCACGUCCACGUUUCCUUUCCUCCAACCUCAUGCGGAUGUCAUCAGGGCUCAGUCUGCCUCCAAAGGCCUUUAAGCAGACCAAAAGUAUUCUAGACAUGAAUAUAUGCGUAUUGUGUAGCACGGCAGAUGUGUAUGCAGAUGUUUGGCAUCCCUGAGUGCUGUAUAUAUUCCUGCAUUGCUGUACAUGCCAACGUGAUUGCGAGACUGUUCCUGACUAUAAGCCAUGAUUACGUAUGCCGCAGAAAGCAUUUAUUUGUAUAUUACACGUACAUUCUUAAAUCAAGAUCUCCUGCAUUUCUGAUGCAAUCUUGAAGCUGAAGCACUUGCCAUAACCGAGACGCAGCCAGAACCUGACAGAGGGAAAACGCUGUUUGGGUUUCUGCUCAAGGUUUCUGUGUCUCUGCACACUGUGUCAUUUGAUAUGGCCAAGAUUAAUGAUUAAUAUUUAAUUUCUAAUGUAAAUUUUAUGUAAGAAAUAAAUCCAAAUUCCCAAA
This is a messenger RNA of Silurus meridionalis, 1282 nucleotides long. RefSeq names its product transmembrane protein 243, mitochondrial b (gene tmem243b). Lineage: Eukaryota; Metazoa; Chordata; Actinopteri; Siluriformes; Siluridae. The record is from RefSeq and is a predicted model, not a curated record. The transcript has 6 exons. The coding region runs from base 372 to 752 and encodes 126 amino acids.